AUGCCAAUUGAGAUCAAAGUGACUGUCAAUACGGGCGCUAUUUGCAUCAGCUCUGGUUUGGUUCAGGACUGGGUUAUAACGAACAGAAUAUUGGCCUUAAUCGAGAAUCACAACAGUUAUGGUUUACUUGUCUUCGUAACGUCAACGCCGACCGUUAAGACCGCCUCCGACCUGACCAUUGAGAGCGCCCUUCCGGUCAACAGUGACUUCAAGUGUGAAAUCGGUAAACAAUACUUACAGUAGAACUUAAAGUGAAUUUAAUUCCAUACUUUUCAUUAACAUAAAUGUUUAAAUUAAUAU
Medioppia subpectinata is the source of this 300-nucleotide messenger RNA. The record is from the annotation of a GenBank genome assembly. NCBI's taxonomy places the organism in Eukaryota, Metazoa, Arthropoda, Arachnida, Sarcoptiformes, Oppiidae.